CGCCCGCCCACUCCGAGCCGCGGGGCGGCCGCAGAGCGACGCGGAGCCCCGCCGGCGCGGACCCCGACGACGCCCUCCGCGGAGCCGCCCGGCUGCCCUCCGUCCGGAGCGGCGGGCGGCCCUGCAGGCCUCGCCUCUGCUGGGACCUCAGAGGCCCCUCCACCUGAAAGCCCGCUCGCGGACGCCAUGCGGGGGGCUCCUUCGCCCUGGUCGGUGCGGCCGCCGCUGCUGCUGCUGCUGGUGCUGGGCUGCGGGCCGCGGGCGGCCGCCGGCGGCGGGGCCGGAGCGGCGGCGGGAUACGCGCCGGUGAAGUACGUGCAGCCCAUGCACAAGGGACCCGUGGGGCCGCCCUUCCGCGAGGGCAAGGGCCAGUACCUGGAAAUGCCUCUACCGCUGCUGCCGAUGGAUCUGAAAGGAGAGCCUGGCCCCCCUGGGAAGCCCGGGCCUCGGGGCCCCCCCGGCCCUCCCGGCUUCCCAGGCAAGCCAGGCACUGGGAAGCCCGGGCUCCACGGGCAGCCUGGCCCCGCCGGCCCCCCCGGCUUCUCCCGGACGGGCAAGGCCGGGCCCCCGGGGCUCCCGGGCAAGGCUGGGCCGCCAGGGCAGCCAGGGCUCCGGGGGGAGCCAGGCAUCCGAGGGGACCAGGGCCUCCGAGGCCCCCCAGGGCCCCCUGGCCUCCCUGGACCCACUGGCAUUGCUGUUCCUGGGAAGCCAGGCCCUCAGGGGGUCCCAGGACCCCCGGGAUUUGGGGGGGAGCCAGGGCCCCAGGGGGAGCCUGGGCCCCCAGGUGAUCGAGGUCUGAAAGGGGAUAACGGGGUGGGCCAACCAGGGUUGCCUGGGGCCCCGGGGCAGGGGGGUGCCCCCGGACCCCCUGGCCUCCCCGGUCCAGCUGGCUUGGGCAAACCAGGUUUGGACGGGCUCCCUGGGGCCCCAGGAGAUAAGGGCGCAUCUGGCCCUCCCGGGGUGCCAGGGCCCAGGGGGGAGCCAGGGGCGUUCGGCCCCAAAGGGCCCCCCGGGAUGGAUGGGGUGGGGAUUCCAGGGUCAGCAGGAGUGCCAGGGCUACAGGGCCCAGCGGGGGCCAAAGGGGAACCGGGGACCCGGGGCCCGCCUGGCCUGAUAGGCCCCACGGGCUACGGCAUGCCUGGGCUGCCAGGCCUCAAGGGGGACAAGGGCCAGGCUGGGGUUCCAGGGCUCUUGGGGGACAGGGGUGAGCCGGGUGAGGAUGGGGAACCAGGGGAGCAGGGCCCACAAGGCCUUGGGGGCCCCCCCGGACUUCCGGGGUCUGCAGGGCUCCCUGGAAGACGUGGGCUCCCCGGGCCUAAGGGGGAGGCAGGGCCCGGAGGCCCUCCGGGGUUGCCUGGCAUUCGGGGUGACCAGGGGCCCAAUGGCCUGGCUGGGAAACCUGGGCUCCCAGGGGAGAGGGGCCUUCCAGGGGGCCAUGGACCCCCUGGGCCGACUGGGCCCCAGGGCGAGCAGGGCGUCCCGGGCCGCCCCGGGGGGCCGGGGGCGGCAGGAGCCCUGGGGCAGAAGGGUGACUUGGGGCUCCCCGGGCAGCCCGGCCUGAGAGGCCCCUCAGGAAUCCCAGGACUGCAGGGCCCGGCCGGCCCCGUGGGGCCCCAGGGUCUGCCAGGCCUAAAGGGCGAACGGGGCCUGCCAGGGCCCCCCGGAGAGGGCAGCGUGGGGGAGCCUGGCGUGGCCGGGCCCACGGGGCCCCCCGGGGUCCCGGGGUCCCCAGGACUCACAGGGCCCCCGGGGCCUCCGGGGCCUCCGGGCCCCCCUGGCGCCCCGGGGGCCUUCGACGAGACGGGCAUCGCGGGCCUGCACCUGCCCAGCGGCGGCGUGGAGGGCGCCGUGCUGGGCAAGGGCGGCAGGCCGCAGCUCGGGCUGGGCGAGCUGGCGGCCCAGGCCACGCCGGCCUUCACCGCGGUGCUCACCUCGCCCUUCCCGGCCUCCGGCAUGCCCGUGAGGUUCGACCGGACCCUCUACAACGGCCGCCGCGGCUACAACCCGGCCACCGGCAUCUUCACGUGCCCCGUGGGCGGCGUCUACUACUUCGCCUACCACGUGCACGUCAAGGGCACCAGCGUGUGGGUGGCGCUCUACAAGAACAACGUGCCCGCCACCUACACCUACGACGAGUACAAGAAGGGCUACCUGGACCAGGCGUCGGGCGGCGCCGUGCUGCAGCUGCGGCCCAACGACCAGGUGUGGGUGCAGAUGCCCUCGGACCAGGCCAACGGCCUCUACUCCACCGAGUACAUCCACUCCUCCUUUUCAGGGUUCCUGCUCUGCCCCACAUAACCCGCGGGCCCCGCUGCCCUGCCUCCUCCUGCGUAGUGGUAGAGAGACCUUCUCACGUACAAGGAACCUGCAUUUAAAGAAAAAAAAAACCAAAGGCCGAACAGAGGCGGGAACGGAGGCGGCCAGGCCCAGGCCGUGGCCUGGGCCUCUGCCCGGGGAGACGGACCUGGUUUCUCCCUCCAUGCAGGCGGAGGUUGCUUCUGGAAGAGGCCGGCCCGAGUGUUCCCCUCCCCUCGGUGUCUGUGCAGUGUCGGGGUGGGGACCCCAUAUCUGCCCUGCCUGGCCUGCAGGCAAGGCCCCGGGGCACUUGGUCCAGCUGUGGGAGACCCCGCCCCCCGCGUCCUGGGCUGUCCUGGGGGUGAAACGCUGCUUCUCUGUGCGUCAGAGCUGAGGGGACGGAGCUCCCCGUCCAUCCCCGUGGGGGGACAUGUUCCCAAGCCCUGCCCUUCCUGCUGGCCCACAGGUGGCACCUGCUCAAGGCAUGGAGCACGGCCUCGCUGUUAUUGGCCGGGGCUCUCUCAGCUCCCUGGGACCUCCAGCAUAAGCAGUGGGCCCCCUGAAGGGUUUAUUUCCUUCCAGGGGGAAGGGAAGGAGGGGGCCAUGUGGACCCUCUGCCAGGCCUGCAGUCCCAGGGGUGAGGCGGUGGCAUCAGGCAUGUGGAGGUGUGUGGCCCCUGCUGCAGGCUCCUGGGAAGGGCCACCCCCUCUCCUGGUGCCAGCCGCAGCCACGGGGAAUGGUGGUUUGUGAAGGGUGGGGUUGGGGCUGGGGCAGGAUGGCAAGCCUUCGCAUGCCUUUCCAUCUCCUCGGCUGCCCCCACCAGCUCUGGCUCUGCUCAGCAAGAGGGCAGCUGCCCAGGCCCGGCGGGAGGGGCACAGGCAGUCCGUUCACCCCCUGGGGGGAGGGCUGAUUUUCUCACAAAGUGUUAAGGGAUCCUUGCCACCCCCCAACCUAAGUGACCCCAAAACACAGCCUCUCGUGUAGCCCUCAGAACAAGGUGCACACAAGCUCAGGCAUGAGACUCCGCCUGCUUUUCCCUAAUGAAAACCACGUGUGUGUGUGAGUGUGUGUGUGUGUGUGUGUGUGUGUGUGUGUGUGUGUGUCUACUAAAGGGUUGGCCUGGGGGGCCUCCUCUCCUCCCACCUCUGGUUCCAAUUUCCUGUUCUGAGCAGGAUUAGGGCCCUGGAGGCUGAGGCUGCCAGCAGGCCCCUUUGGAAUGAGCUGGCUCUGGAUGUGCCGCCCUUUCCCCAGCCAGAGCUCCCCUGCAGGAAACAGGCCGGUCUCCCUUCCCUUCUCCCCUCCCGCAGCGCCUAGUUCGAGCUGAGUGGAUGAAGCUGGGAUUCGGGCUGGGGCAGGGAAGGUGGACACUUGCCCGUGAAGGACAGCCACUCUCCCGGUGGCUUGGGGCCGCCCCCUCAGCCCUCCCGAAGCCAGCCCCCCUCUCUGGACCAAGUGUGAGCCUGUUGGUCAUCGGCACCUGGUUGCACGGCUCGGCCUGGCGGGGCCAGAACGUCCAGUUGAGAACGGAGGGUGGAGGGUGGAGGGUGACUGCCGAUUCUGACUCGCUGAGCUGUGGCUCCCCCAGGCCCCUGGCCGGUCGGUCCUCUUCCCACAGCAAAGCAGACUGUUUGACUGCUCAUGCUAAUGUUCAAGAGGAAAAAUGAAAACCCAUCUGCCCGAGUGACACACUAAGAACAGGCUUUGGUAAGGUCCACAGUGGGGUUCUCACUCCCCAACACCCAGGAGAGCUCUCACACCGCACCUGCAGGCCUUGUGCUCAGCCCCCUCCAGGGGCCAAGGCCCCGCCACCACCUGACCCCCCGCCGCCACCUGACCCGUUGGGGAGGGCUCCCCACGGGCAGAAAUUCACCAGCUCCCAGUGAACCCGGGCUCGGAGGAGGAUGUGGGGAGCCACAGAGGCUGUUCCAGAGUUUGUGCUGAGUCACUCCGGCAGCCUGUGGAAGGGGGGCCGGUGCUUCGAAAUGCCACCUCCCAGGUGCUGUCUACCUAACUGGCUAGCUUUGGUAAACGAUGUCCGGUUUUAACAUGAAAACCACAUUGUGCAUUUUUAUAUUCUGAUUCCUCACUUUUUUUUUUUUUUUUAAGGUUAAGGUUUUAAUAUUUCCCAUUUAGUGAUUUCAUUUCUAACCUGGUAGAAGCAGCUUAGUUCUCUGCAUACCUAUGAAGUGCCCUGUGUCACAGAAGAUUCAGAACAAUUGCACUGGGGAAUCAGAGAAAAUGGGGCUUCUUUUUGAAAAGAAAAACAGCAUGGACUGUUGACACGGCCUCAAUAAAACCUGUUGUGUAAAA
This is a messenger RNA of Pipistrellus kuhlii (Kuhl's pipistrelle), 4605 nucleotides long. RefSeq names its product collagen type VIII alpha 2 chain (gene COL8A2). The transcript has 4 exons. Lineage: Eukaryota; Metazoa; Chordata; Mammalia; Chiroptera; Vespertilionidae. Bases 187 to 2298 code for a protein of 703 amino acids. Gene Ontology annotation, molecular function: protein binding. The record is from RefSeq and is a predicted model, not a curated record.